Messenger RNA from Penicillium antarcticum, 1278 nucleotides. Its product is annotated as dolichyl-phosphate beta-glucosyltransferase. Gene Ontology annotation, cellular component: endoplasmic reticulum membrane. The transcript has 3 exons. The record is from RefSeq and is a predicted model, not a curated record. The coding region runs from base 1 to 1278 and encodes 425 amino acids. NCBI's taxonomy places the organism in Eukaryota, Fungi, Ascomycota, Eurotiomycetes, Eurotiales, Aspergillaceae.
AUGGCGACAGCUUGGGGCGAGAUCUGUCGCCAAUGCGUCAGUACCGUCGCAGAAGUUCCAAUCCAAAUCCUACUCGUCACAAUUUUAGCUACCCUCCUAGGUCUCUUUGUCCUGUUCUCCCUCUUCAUCUACCUCGUCGCGCCAUCCCCCCGCCUCCCCCUCCCAGAAGAAAAGAAGUAUAGAACCCUAGCCAAAGAUGGCUCGGUCACAGAACCCCAACCACUUCCCUGCUGGCUCGACAGCCUAGAUGCGCAACUCCAAAGAGGCGAUCGCAAAACCAAAGCGGCACCCGCUCCAUUCCUCGAACCGGCAGAGCUCUUCAUGUCCGUUGUCGUACCGGCUUACAAUGAAGAAGAUCGUUUAACCGGUAUGCUGGAAGAAACUGUCAACUACCUCGAACGCAUGUACGGCACAGCAACAACCCGUGAAACCAAUGGUAGUGAGAGCGAGACGAGCGCGAUUGAAACACGAUCAAUGCGGAAACGUAAACCAGUAUCUACCACCACCAACGGAGACGCGAACGGCCACGCUGCGACGCCAGACCGCGGCUGGGAAAUCAUCCUCGUCUCGGAUGGAUCCACAGAUCGCACAGAGGAAGUUGCUUUCCGCUUUGCGCGCGAUCACCAGCUCUCGCUUCAUCCCAAGGGUAAUGCCGGGCCGUGGACACCUCAAGUUUCUGAGGGCGUGCAUAUCCCACCUGGAACGAUUCGGGUUGUGAACCUGUCUCAGAACCGGGGUAAGGGUGGUGCUGUUACGCAUGGCAUGCGCCAUGUUCGUGGUCAAUAUGUUGUUUUCGCGGAUGCGGAUGGCGCGAGUAAAUUUGAUGAUCUUGGUAAGCUCGUUGGGGCGUGUCGGGAUGUCGAGGAUGCGCGUGGGCGCGGUGUGGCUGUUGGUUCGCGCGCGCAUAUGGUUGGGAGUGAGGCUGUUGUUAAGCGAUCUAAACUACGCAACUUCCUUAUGCAUUCUUUCCACUUGAUCCUGUGGUUGAUGACGCCUCCUAAGACUGCUACGGUCAAGGAUACGCAGUGCGGCUUCAAGCUGUUCUCGCGCUCUGCGUUGCCGUUUAUCGUGCCGUACAUGCAUUCCGAAGGCUGGAUCUUCGAUGUCGAGAUGCUUAUGUUGGCUGAGUUUGCACACAUCCCUGUCGCUGAAGUACCCAUUGGCUGGAGGGAAGUUAAGGGGAGCAAGUUGAAUGUUCUCCGAGAUAGCAUUGGCAUGGCAUGGGGUCUGGCUGUCCUGCGGGCGGCUUGGUCUCUUGGUGUGUAUAGACAGCGAUGA